Epinephelus fuscoguttatus (brown-marbled grouper) is the source of this 1935-nucleotide messenger RNA. RefSeq names its product peptidase D (gene pepd). The transcript is spliced from 15 exons. NCBI's taxonomy places the organism in Eukaryota, Metazoa, Chordata, Actinopteri, Perciformes, Serranidae. Bases 37 to 1521 code for a protein of 494 amino acids. The record is from RefSeq and is a predicted model, not a curated record. Gene Ontology annotation, molecular function: manganese ion binding; metalloaminopeptidase activity.
CUGUCAACACGUGACAGUCUGGACCAGCGCAUCAACAUGGCUGCAGCGCCACAACCUGUAUACUGGCUGGGUAACGACACCCUGAGGGUGUCUGCUGCCCUGUUUGUAGAGAACCGUCGACGACUGUGCAAAGGGCUGAAAGAUAAAAACGGAGUGGUGGCGCAGUCAGUGGUGGUGCUGCAGGGAGGAGAGCAGAAGCAGAGGUACUGCACGGACACAGACCUCCUUUUCAGACAGGAGUCUUUCUUCCACUGGGCUUUUGGAGUAACCGAGCCUGACUGUUAUGGAGCCAUUGAUGUGGACUCUGGGAAAUCCAUCCUUUUUGUUCCCAAACUGCCUGAAAGCUAUGCUACUUGGAUGGGAGAGAUCUAUUCAAAAGAGCACUUCAAGGGGAAGUAUGCUGUUGAUGAGGUGCAUUACGCCUGUGAUGUUGCUGAUGUGCUGUCCAACCUGAGACCAGCAGUGCUCCUUACGCUGCGAGGUCAGAACACAGACAGUGGAAGCAUCUGCCGUGAAGCCUCCUUUGAAGGAAUUAGUCGCUUCCAAGUGAACAACACCCUUUUACACCCAGUCAUUGUGGAAUGCCGUCUGAUUAAGACUGAUAUGGAGCUGGAGGUCCUCCGCUAUACCAACAGGAUUUCCAGUGAAGCCCAUAAAAUGGUGAUGAAGAGCGUGAAACCUGGGCAGAAGGAAUAUGAAAUGGAGAGCCUGUUCCAGCAUUACUGCUACACUAAGGGAGGGAUGCGCCACACCUCGUACACCUGUAUCUGCGGAACGGGCCAUAAUUCCUCCGUUCUCCACUAUGGCCACGCUGGUGCUCCAAAUGAAAAGACAAUUAUGGAUGGAGACAUGUGUCUGUUCGACAUGGGCGGAGAGUACUACUGCUACUCCUCAGACAUCACCUGCUCCUUCCCAGCCAACGGCAAGUUCACUCCAGACCAGAGGGCCAUCUAUGAGGCUGUGCUCAAAUCCUCCCGAGCUGUCAUGGCUGCCAUCAAACCAGGUGUGAAGUGGACCGACAUGCACCGCUUGGCUGACCGCGUUCACCUGGAGGAGCUCGUGAAGAUCGGCAUCCUGACUGGCAGCGUGGAGGACAUGAUGAAGGUCCACAUGGGCUCCGUCUUCAUGCCCCACGGCCUGGGGCACCUGCUGGGCAUCGAUGUGCACGAUGUGGGAGGAUACCCCGAGGGGGUGGAGCGUAUUAACGAGCCUGGACUGAGGAGUCUUCGGAUGGGCCGCCUGGUGCAGGAGAGGAUGGUCCUCACCGUGGAGCCUGGCAUAUACUUCAUCAACCACCUGCUGGACCAGGCCCUGAGCAACCCUACCCAGAGCUGCUUCAUCAACAACCAAGUUCUGGCUCGCUUUCGUGGCUCUGGAGGGGUUCGCAUCGAAGAUGACAUUGCAGUGACAGCUAAUGGCAUGGAGCUGCUGACCUGCGUCCCUCGCACUGUGGAGGAGAUCGAGGCCUUCAUGGCCAACACUGCAAAAACCUUCAGCCCCAUCCUCAGUGAGAAAUUCUGAAUGUCUCACAGUAAGGAGCUGUAUGCUGCGAUGUCAUUGACGAUUACAGAUAAACACCAAAGAAUAUUCUUUGGUGAAAGUCAUUACUCUCAUUCUCAUAUCUCACAUAUAUAACAGACACACAAUCAAGAAUUUUAUUACGCAGUAGAAUUAACACACAAAAAUAACCAAAAAAAUCUCUUUUACAGCAGUCAUAAUGUUUUGCGAGUUAUGAUGUCAGCAGUUGCUUUGAAGGACAAACCACUUUAACACAUUAAAAGUCUCCAUUUCUGUGCCUCCUGGACAAAGAAACAUUUCACAAGAAACAUUUGAUUUUUAAAUGAAUACUUCUUAUUCUUCUAUGUUCCUUUUUAUAAACAUUGAUUCACAAAAAUGCUGUAAAAUUAUUAUAUAAAUAAACAUUUUUAAUUUGCA